AUGUCGUCCCCGCACGCCGCCCAGCAGGCCAAAUCAAUCACCCUCAUCAUAUCACCCUUCCACGUCGGCAUCGCCAAUCAUCGUGUCGGCAACGGUCCCAACAGGAUUCUUCAGAGAGCCAUUGUUUCGGAGCUCGAAAAGCUCAAUGUGGCAGUGACCGUCAAGAAACUCGAGCCCGUCGAUUCUUUCGAGGGGGAAAUCGGCCGCAGCUUCGCACUCCUGGCCCAGACUUCCAAAGCCGUCACGGAUGCCGUCAACGCUGGAUCUUUCCCGUUGAUUCUUUCUGGAAAUUGCCAUGCUACAAUCGCUGCUGCUUCCGGGCUGAAUCUCACUCAUAUCGGCGAGUCUUCAGAGUUGGGAUUCGUCUACUUUGAUGCCCAUGAUGAUUUGGAGUCWCCUUCAACAAACACCAAUGGCUACUUUGACGCGAUGGGGAUGAAUAUCCUCAAGGGCGAGAGUUGGCAUGCACUGUCGGAGACGAUCCCGGGAUUCAAGCCAUAUGAUCUGAAGAAGCUCGUCUACUGUGGUCUGCGAGACAUUCAGGACUGCCAGAGGCAAAUGGUCAAGGACAUGGGUCUUGAUGUGGUAUGGGGAUCGACUGAGAAGCACGUGGAGUACGAGGCAGAUUUGAGCGCGAUUUUGGAGCGGAGAAGAUUGGGAAGUGUGUGUGUACAUUUGGAUUUGGAUGUUCUGGACGAUACUCUCGGACCCGUCAACGAGUACCCAUCACCUGGAGGAAUGCUGGAAUCGGAUGUUUUGUCGUGUUUGAAGAUGGUUCCGAAUAAGUGUUCGCCUGCCAGUCUCACGGUCUGUUCUUUCAAUCCCGAUGCUGGAGAUGGAGAUAAGAUUGCGGAUAUUGCUGUCAAGGCUGUUGUUGGAUUUGUCGGCUCUUUGGUGGAAACAGGAGCACUAUCACGGAAGCUAUAA
Molecule: messenger RNA, 927 nt
Organism: Ramularia collo-cygni
Lineage: Eukaryota; Fungi; Ascomycota; Dothideomycetes; Mycosphaerellales; Mycosphaerellaceae
Product: related to arginase/agmatinase/formimionoglutamate hydrolase, arginase family
Exons: 1
Coding region: 1-927 (308 amino acids)
Cellular component (GO): cytosol; nucleus; cytoplasm
Molecular function (GO): manganese ion binding; arginase activity
Source: RefSeq, a predicted model, not a curated record